Messenger RNA from Hansenula anomala, 3738 nucleotides. RefSeq names its product putative ubiquitin-specific protease UBP12 (gene UBP12). The record is from RefSeq and is a predicted model, not a curated record. NCBI's taxonomy places the organism in Eukaryota, Fungi, Ascomycota, Saccharomycetes, Phaffomycetales, Wickerhamomycetaceae. The transcript is spliced from 2 exons. Gene Ontology annotation, molecular function: cysteine-type deubiquitinase activity. Gene Ontology annotation, biological process: protein deubiquitination. The coding region runs from base 1 to 3738 and encodes 1245 amino acids.
AUGGCGGUCGAUAGAGAGCAACUAAAUGAUACACAACAGACGUUUGAUGGAACCGCGGUUGGUGAACUAGAUCAUGGUCAAAUCGAAGACUUAUUGAAAGAAAGUGCUAGCCUUCUAAAUAAAAAAAGUGAUGAGGAAUUUCCGCCAACUGAAAAUAUUUCAAAUCAUGACAUUGUUGAAAUAGAAGAAGUUUCUAUUGAGGAUGAACAAGCCAAUGAAAUUGAUGAUGAUAGUGUUGAGCUGACCCCAAUUGAGAUACAGAAGUCAACAAUAGCUGAUUUGUUAGAAAAGCAAGAGUUGCUACCGGAAGGUUCAAUUUUAAAAGUUAUCCCACAUACAUGGUUUCAACGUUUUCUACACGAUGAAUUUAAAGAUGCUAGAGAUGCAAAGGUCCAAUUGGGUCCAAUUGACACUUCAAAUAUAAUCGAUGAAAAAGGAAUCUUUGCUGACCAAGAAAAGUAUCCAUUUGUUGCUGUGUCUUCUGAAAUAUUUGAGAAAUUAGCUAGUUGGUAUUCGUUGGUUCCUAAUUCAUCCCCGGUUACAACCUAUUUAAUUGAAAAUCAAGGUCGUUUGGAGCCUGAAUUUUCAAAACCAUUUUUUUAUGUCCACCAUCUUGUCGCAGAUAAUUCGAAUUCUACAGGCUACCAUUAUAGCUCAAGCUAUACUACCAUUCCAUCUUUCACGCUAUCUUUAUUGAACACAUGUCAAGAUAUUAUUCAAAAGGCGGUUGAAACACUUGAUGAAAAAGAGAAUAUCUCCAAGUACUCGCUAAGCUCAGAGGAUCAGAAAUACAGAGUUUGGGUGAUCCAUGAUGAUAAUCUAGUAAAUUUAAACUACCAAUUAUCACCAACAAAUUUCUUGAACGUGAAGAACAAGUAUUUGAUUAAACAUGAACACAAAGAUACUGUUAUCAAACAGACUGGAUUAAGAAUAAACCAUUUGGUGGUGGAGCAGAAAGUCACUUCUCAUACCAAUAAAAAGAAAGAAAGCUACUGGCCAUCCAAUUACUUUAUUCAAUUUCCACCAACCCCAUCAGAUGGUCGUAUUGGGUUACAAAAUCUAGGUAAUACUUGUUACAUGAACUCUGCGUUACAAUGUCUUGUGCAUAUUCCAGAAUUAACACAAUACUUUUUAUUCAAUUGUUUCCAAGAUGAAUUGAAUACAGAUAAUCCACUAGGUAUGAGUGGAAAAGUUGCCACAAGCUUUGCCAAACUAAUUCACAAUUUAUUUGAUAAGAAAUCGAGCAGAGGCACAUCUAUUAUUCCACGUGAGUUCAAACAAACAAUUGGUCAUUUUAACUCAAUGUUUGCAGAUUAUCAUCAGCAAGAUUCUCAAGAGUUUCUAGCAUUUUUAUUGGAUGGUUUACACGAAGAUUUGAACAGAAUUAUCAAAAAACCGAUAACGGAAAAACCUGAAUUAAAUGAAAAAAAUGCAGAUAUUGAUGCUAUAAAAGAGCUGGCUGAACAAAGUUGGUCUCAGCACAAACUAAGAAAUGAUUCCGUUAUUAUAGACUUAUUCGUUGGCUUGUAUAAAUCCACUUUGAUCUGUCCAGUUUGUUCAAAGGUGUCCAUUACAUUUGAUCCUUUCAGUGAUCUGACUCUUCCUCUACCUACAGAAAAGGUAUGGAACUUCAAGCUUUUAUUGUUCUUGGAAAGUGGUCCAAUCAAAUCUUUUGAGGUUGAAUUGCCAAAAACAUCCACCUAUAAUACUUUAAAGUCUUAUGUUGCUUCAAAAUUGGAUUUAAAAGUCGAACACUUGUUUUCAGCUGAGAUUUUCAAUCACCAAUUUUACAAAAACUUUGAAAAUCCGGAAUCUCAAUCAAACUAUUUACCGAUACAAGAUUUGAUAGCUGAAGGUGAUGUUGUCGCGAUGUAUGAAAUUCAACACAAUGAAGGUGAUCUUAUUGUUCCAGUAUUUAAUACGGUAUUGCCACCAUCUUCAAAUAUUCCGGAUUCGUUUGCUAUACCGUUUUUCAUUUCCCUAACGGCAUCUGAGAGAAAAUCAUUUGGAACUAUUAGAAGAAAACUUGAAGACAAAUAUGAACAACUCAGCACUUUUCAAUAUUUUACCAAAGUUCGUGAAAAUCAGAGUGGGAAAACAUUUGCUUCAAAAGACUUCCCGUUGUUGAAUAUUAAAAAGGCUGAGAUCAUUGAAACUAAAGGUGCAGGUGAUACAGAUGUGGGCGUGAUUGCUGAAGAAGGUUAUGAUUCUGAUGUAUCAUUAGCAAACCCAGAUGUAUCAGGUGACUAUGCAUUCAAGAUCAAGUUGUUUGAUUCCUCAAAGGAAGUCAGAACUAGAAGAAAACCGUAUCAAUUUAGCAGAUAUUCUUCCUCAAACUCAUCUAAGGAUGAAGCUUCAACGCUUUGGACUCCAACAACAAGUAAUAAUUUCACAAAUCUACCUGAGUUAUUAGACUCUGUCAGUGGUGCUAAACGUGCAUACUAUACCUACGGUAAAAAAUUGGACAUAGACAACUCAAAUGAGAAUAGUGAUGCUUCUGUUGAAACUCCUGUGACCGGUUCUGAAGAGAAUAAGGAUGGCAAUGUUGAUGAAACCAUGACAGAAAACCAAGAUAAUAAAUUACCUUCAGACGCCCUUGAUAAUGAUGGAACGAAUGGAAACCAUACCAUUUCUGAAGCAACCAGCUAUAAUAACCAUGAUGAGCCAGAACAAAAAGAACUUGUCAAGGAGAAGAUUGCGCUUGUCUGUGAAUGGACACCUGAAUUUUUUGAUAUCUUUUUCUCGGGUCUUGAAGAUGAAGGUGAAGGUGGAAAUAACACAUGGACAACCCCAGAAGUGCUAGUAAAUGAAGAAGUGGAACGUUCUAAGGCACAAAGGGCUGCGAAAAAAGAUGAUGUUUUGAAUUUGGAUCAAUGUUUAAGACUGUUUUCUAAACCAGAAGUAUUAGGAGAGCAUGAUUUGUGGUAUUGUUCAGAUUGUAAAGAACAUCGUGAGGCUUCUAAACAGAUUGAAAUUUGGGAAACGCCUGAUAUCUUAUCUAUUCAUUUGAAACGAUUUGAAAAUCAAAGAAGUUUUAGUGAUAAAAUUGAUGCAGUUGUUGAUUUUCCUAUUGAGACUCUUGAUAUGUUGCCUUAUAUCUCUAAACCGGCUGCAAAUGGUGAAGAGUAUAUUUAUGACUUAUUUGCUGUUGAUAAUCAUUAUGGUGGUAUUGGCGGUGGUCAUUACACGUCAUAUGUCAAGAAUUUUGUUGAUAACAAAUGGUAUUAUUAUGAUGAUUCCCGCGUUAGCGCAACAUCACCUGAAAAAUCCAUCACAGGUGCUGCAUACCUUUUGUUUUAUAGAAGAAGAACAUCAAACUUUUUAGGUGGUGAAAGGCUAUCUGAGUUGAUUGAAAAAUCGAGAGAAGAGCAUGAUGAACGUGAGAAACAAGAAUUAAAAUUGCAACAACAAUUCUACGAGGAAAAUAGAGAUGAUUCUUCUGAAGGUGAAGAAGAUGAAGUUAUUGAGGAGUUAGAUUCAUCAGAGGAUAAUGUUUCAAGUGUACAUGUUGGUACAGAUGAUGAGGAUGAUUUGUCGUCGUCUCGUCGUAAACAAAGGUUGUUGGGGCGUGUUAAAAAGCACCAGCUGAUAGAUAAUUCUGCGUUGCAAUCAGAUGUGGACUCUUCUGCAAUAGGCUCACCAAACUCUAUAGCUUCUGAUGACAACCUCUCAACUUAUAGUGCUAGCAACAAUGCUCCAUCUGGCCAAACUUAUACGGUAAACUCACCAAGACCUUAA